AUGGCGGCGGCGAAAGCAGCGGUGGUUCUUCCCCGGCCGGUGACGUUUGUGACGGGAAACGCCAAGAAGCUCGAAGAGGUUAAAGCUAUAAUCGGAAAUUCAAUUCCUUUCAAGUCUCUCAAACUAGACCUGCCUGAGCUACAAGGUGAACCUGAGGAUAUCUCCAAAGAGAAGGCUCGUUUGGCUGCUCUUCAGGUGAAUGGGCCAGUGUUAGUGGAAGAUACAUGCCUCUGUUUUAAUGCUUUGAAGGGUCUUCCUGGGCCAUACAUCAAGUGGUUUCUUGAGAAGCUUGGCCAUGAAGGUCUGAACAACUUACUGAUGGCCUAUGAAGAUAAAUCAGCUUAUGCAUUGUGCGCAUUCUCUUUCUCGCAUGGUCCUGGUGCUGAACCUCUUACAUUUUUGGGGAAAACUCCGGGUAAGAUAGUUCCAGCAAGAGGACCAACUGAUUUCGGGUGGGAUCCAGUGUUUCAACCUGAUGGAUAUGAACAAACGUAUGCAGAAAUGGCAAAGGAAGAAAAGAACAAGAUAUCUCAUAGGUACAAGUCUUUAGCAAUGUUGAAAUCUCACUUUAAGGAGGCUGGCUAUGUGUUCAAGACAGCAGAUGAUGAUACCAUUUAA
Arabis nemorensis is the source of this 618-nucleotide messenger RNA. NCBI's taxonomy places the organism in Eukaryota, Viridiplantae, Streptophyta, Magnoliopsida, Brassicales, Brassicaceae. The record is from the annotation of a GenBank genome assembly.